Messenger RNA from Struthio camelus australis, 4612 nucleotides. Lineage: Eukaryota; Metazoa; Chordata; Aves; Struthioniformes; Struthionidae. The record is from RefSeq and is a predicted model, not a curated record.
CGCCGGCCCCGGCCGCCCAGACCAUGCGGCCCCACGGUGACAUCAUCGCCCACGGUGACAUCAUCGUUCCUGGUGGCAUCUUCCAUGGUGACAUCAUCUUCCACGGUGACAUCUGCUGUGAUGGCAUCUCCCAUGGUGACAGCUCCCAUGAUGACUUCACCUCUAGUGGCUUCUGCCAUGGUGGCAUCUCCCACAAGGUCCUCUUCUGUGGUGGCAUCUCCCACAGUGGCAUCAUCACCUGCAGUGGCAUCUCCCACAGUGACAGCUUCUCCCACAGUGACAUCUCCCACAGUGACAUUUCCCGUGGUGGUAUCUCCCACAGUGACUUUACCCAUGGCGGCAUGUCCCACAGUGGUGGCAUCUCCCAUGGUGGCAUCUCCCAUAGUGGCAUCUCUGACAGCGACUCCUCUUGUGGUGCCAUCUCCCAUGAUGGCAUCUUCCGUGACGGCGUCUCUCACAGUCGUGGCAUCUCCCAUGGUGGUGGCUUCUCCUACAACAUUAUCUCCCAUAGUGCUACCUUGCAAGGUGGCGUCUCCUAUGAUGACAUUACCCUUGAUGGUAUCUCCUAUGAUGGCAUCUCCCGCGACAACGUUUCCCAUGGUGGCACCUCCCAUGGAGAUGGUCUCUCCCGUGACAGCAUCUCCCACGGUGGUGGCACCUCCCAUGGUGGUGGCACCUCCCGCGGCUUCCUCCUCCGCCUCUCCAACCACCCCCGGUGGCCCUACCACCUUCUUCUCCUCUUCCUCCUCCUCUUCCACCCACCACCCCCUUCGCAGGGGGCCACCUUCAAGGUGGGGGUGAUGGGUCCCUGGAGCUGUGACCCCCUCCUGGCCCGGGCCCUGCCCGACGUGGCCUCCCGCCUGGCCGUGGCCCGGCUCAACCGGGACCCGACGCUCAACGAGGGCUACUGGUGGGACGUGGUGGUGCUGCCAGAGGCGUGUGGGACCCCCCAGGCCGUGGCAGGGCUGCUCAGUGCUGAGCGCUACACCACGGGGCUGGUGGGACCCCUCAACCCGGGGGCGUGCGGGGCCGCGGGGCUCCUGGCCGCCGCCUGGAACAAGCCCUUGGUGUCCUGGGGGUGCCUGGGCGAAGCGGACGGGUGGCCCACCCUGGCACUGCCACUGCCAGCCCCGGCUGGGCUGCUUCACGCCAUCCUGCGCUUCUUCCGCUGGGCCCACGGGCUCCCCGUCACCGUGGUUACCGCUGCAGGCCCCCACAAGGACGAGGCUCGUGACGCCCUGCGGCGGGUGCAGCAGGCCGACGGCGUCAGAGUGGUGGUGCUGUGCAUGCACUCGGCGCUGCUGGGCGGCGAGGAGCAGCGGGUGCUCCUGGAGAAGGCGGAGGACAUGCGCAUGACCGAUGGCACCUACGUCUUCAUCCCCUACGACGCCCUCACCUUCCCCCUGCCCUACCACCGCGUGCCCUACCCCAUCCUGGCCAACAACACCAAGCUCCGCCUGGCCUAUGAUGCCGUCCUCACCAUCACCAUCGACUCGCCCGAAGUUGGCUUCCACGAGGCCCUGCGCGAAGCCCAGGAGGCCUACGAGAUCCCUGCCCACAUCGACCCCACCCAGGUCCACCCGCUCUUCGCCACCCUCUACAACUCCAUCUUCUUCCUGGCCAAGGCGGUGGAGGCCGCACGGCGCGCCGGGCGCUGGGUGAUGGGCACCAGCGUGGCCGAGCAUGCCCGGGACUUCAGCCUGGAGGGCUUCUGCCAGCCGCUGGCCGUGGACGAGGGCGGGGGGCAACGGAUGUGGCCUGUCUAUGGGCGGGAGCCGGGCCCCCGGGGGCUGCGCUCCCUGGGCCACGGCAUCCACUGGCCCCGCGGCGCCGGCCCCAGCACCGACCCCAGCUGCUGGUUUGACUCGGGUGCCAUCUGCAACGGGGGGGUGGACGCCACCUUCGUCCUCCUCAUGUUUGUCCUCGUCUCUGCACUCAUCAUGGCGGGGGCUGCUCUUGCCUGCUACAUCAGGCGCCGCAUCCAGCAGGCCCAGCUGAUGAAGGGGCCCAACAAGAUCAUCCUUACCAUGGAGGACCUGACGUUCAUCAACACCCAGAGCAGCAAGCGGGUGGAUGAGAGCCACGCCAGCCUGGCCAGCCGCAGCGGCACUGACGCCAAGAGCCUCCGGAGCGUGACCGCCGGUCCCGAGUCCCCCAACGUGGCCAUCGCCGAGGGGAUGAGCCCGUGUCCCUCCCAAGCCCGCCGCGUCCCCACUCUGGGGUACCCUCAGGCCCUGGCUCAGCCUGUCCCCGUCCAUCCCCCACAGGGCGACUGGGUCUGGCUGAAGAAGUUCCCUGGAGACCAGCACAGCGAGGUGAAGCCGGCCACCAAGUUGGCCUUCUGCAAGCUGCGGGACUUGCGCCAUGAGAACGUCAACCUCUUCCUGGGCUUUUUCCACGACUGUGGCAUCUUCGCCAUCGUCUCGGAGCACUGCUCCCGGGGCAGCCUCGAGGACCUGCUCCGCAACGAGGACAUGAAGCUCGACUGGAUGUUCAAGUCCUCCCUCCUCCUUGACCUCAUCAAGGUGAUGGCGGCGCCUGGGUUGCCAGGACGUGGGGGUGGCCAUGGUGGUGAUCGUGGUGGAGGUGGUGGCCGUAGUGGAAAUCCUGAUGGCCUGAGUGAUGGUGGUGAUGAUUGUGGUGGCCUUGGUGGUGGUGGUAGCCAUGGUGGUAGUGGUGGCCAUGGUGGUGACAAUGGUGGUGAUCAUGGUGUCUGUCGUGGUGGUGGUGCCUGUGGUGGUGACAGUGGCAGUGAUGAUGAUGGUCUGAGUAGUGGUGGUGGCUUUGACAGUGAUCUUGGUGGCUGUGUUGGUGGCCGUACUGGUGAUCAUGGUGGCUGUGGUGGUGUUGGUGGCCAUGGGGGUGGCCGUGGUGGUACUAGUGGCCAGGCAGUGGCCAUGGUGGUGGCCAUGGUGAUGAUCACGGUGGUUGUGGCGGUGGCCUGGCCAUCCCCCCCAACUGCCCCCGUGCCUCGGGUUCCCCCAGAGAUCAUCCAGAAGGUGGAGAAGCCGCCGCCACUGUGCCGGCCCUCGGUGUCGUUGGACCAGGCGCCCCUCGAGUGCAUCCAGCUGAUGAAGCAGUGCUGGAGCGAGCAGCCCGAGCGGCGUCCCACCAUGGACCAGAUCUUCGACCAGUUCAAGAACAUCAACAAGGGCCGGAAGACAAACAUUAUCGACUCCAUGCUGCGCAUGCUGGAGCAGUACUCCAGCAACCUGGAGGACCUCAUCCGAGAACGCACUGAGGAGCUGGAGAUCGAGAAGCAGAAGACUGACAAGCUCCUCACCCAGAUGCUGCCCCCGUCAGUGGCUGAGGCGCUGAAGAUGGGCACCCCUGUGGAGCCCGAGUACUUCGAGGAGGUGACGCUCUACUUCAGCGACAUCGUGGGCUUCACCACCAUCUCGGCCAUGAGUGAACCCAUCGAGGUGGUCGACCUCCUCAACGACCUCUACACCCUCUUUGAUGCCAUCAUCGGUGCUCAUGAUGUCUACAAGGUGGAGACCAUCGGGGACGCCUACAUGGUGGCCUCGGGGCUGCCCAAGCGCAACGGGAACCGCCACGCCGGUGAGAUUGCCAACAUGUCGCUCGACAUCCUCAGCUCCGUCGGCACCUUCAAGAUGCGCCACAUGCCCGAGGUGCCUGUGCGCAUCCGCAUCGGCCUCCACUCCGCAUACCGCAUCCACGUGAACGUCCGCACCGUCACCAUCCUCCACGCGCUCAAGGAGGGCUUCAAGGUCGACAUCCGGGGCAAGACGGAGCUCAAGGGCAAAGGCGUGGAGGACACGUACUGGCUCGUGGGCCGGGAGGGCUUCAAUAAGCCCAUCCCCACCCCUCCCGACCUGCUGCCCGGCGCCAGCAACCACGGCAUCAGCCUGGACGAGAUCCCGCCCGAGCGGCGCCGCAAGCUGGAGAAGGCCCGGCCGGGGCAGGUGCCCAAAUAGCCACGGGCUGAGGGGCCAGCUAGAGCUGCCAGGGUUUGGAGUCCUCCAGACCAUAGAGACCUGUCCCCAGGGUGACCUCCAUAGAGCCACUCUGUGCCUGUGUGCAGCCGUUUUCUAUGGUCAUAGAGCACUUCUCCAGCACCAAGGGCUUGGAGUCUUCCAGACCACAGAGGUGGAGCUAGAGGGGCCCCUUCCCCGGAGCCGCUCUGCACUACCAUGGAGCCCUGCUUGGCGGUCCCCCCUCCGUGAGCAUAGAGACUGCCGAGCUGCAGCUAGAGCAACCCCUCCAGAGAGCCAUUCUGCACCGCCAUGGCGCCCUGCUCUAUGGUCUUCUCCUUCCCGGAUCCCCUGCGACCAUAGAGCCCUGUGCCCAGAGCGGUGCCCCAGCGCAUGCCCCGGGGCAUUGUGGGACUUCAGCCAACGAGCCUGGUGCAUCAUGGGACACUGGCUGACUUCUGGACUGCUGCGGCUGCUGACUCCAGGGCAUGAUGGGAGCCGGGUCGGCCCAGGCCCGCCCUUUGCCUCCCACCAGGAGCAUCAUGGGAAGGAGGUCCUGGGCUCAGGGGCAUGAUGGGACAUGGGGGCCUCCAGCCCCUCCCCCAAGGGAAAAAAAAAAAUUCUGGCAGUCAAAAAUUCCCCCCUUAAAGGGAUUUUCCUCCUUUUAAAGGGGCAGA